Strongylus vulgaris is the source of this 783-nucleotide messenger RNA. Lineage: Eukaryota; Metazoa; Nematoda; Chromadorea; Rhabditida; Strongylidae. The record is from the annotation of a GenBank genome assembly.
AUGAACAAAACAGUAGCGAUUCUUGCCAUAAUUGGCACUGUUACCCUCGCCCAAUUCGGGAUGGACAACUUCCCUGAACGAGGAGGCCCAGGUGGCCCAGGAGGACCAGGCGGACGAAGAGGCCCAGGAGAUAGGUGGGGCCCUGGUGGUCCAGGAGGACGAGGUGGUCAUCACCCUCAUGGGCCUCCACCACCACCGUAUCUUCGAAAUGUGAGCGACUCCGCCAGACAAGAGUAUUUCUCGAUUGUGAAAAAUAUGACUUUAACUAUUGCUCAGCAAAAGGAAGAGAUUAAUGCAUGGGGAGAAAGAAAUGGAAUUGCGGUGAGUUCACGUUUGCCUGUUGAAGAGGCUCUUUUUGAAAUUUAUUCUUAUAGGACCAAACAAAAUGUUACUCAGUUGGUCUCUGAGCUUCCUCAAGCAAUACAGAGAGUCUCCGAGAUAAUGGAUAACGAAGAUCAAACUCCCAGACAGCUUUUCGAAGCUCUCAGAAAUCUUACUGAAGAAAAUCCACGUCUCUACAAUAUUGCCAAGUUCGCUACUGAAGCGUUCAUGAGAAGACCACAUGGACCACACGGGGGCCCAGGCGGACGAGGAGGACCAGGUGGAAUGCCACCACCACCGUUCGGUGGACCCGACACUGAUUUUGGAGCACCAGAUUUUGGAAGACCAGAAUUUCAGCAAAACAACGGUUUCGGAAGCCAAAGAGGCAUGAACGGUUUUCAAGGUACUCAUAAACUGUUUGGAGCUCAAAGCAGAGUUUGUCAACAAUAUCUUGAUCUUUAG